This is a messenger RNA of Aspergillus chevalieri, 2019 nucleotides long. RefSeq names its product mRNA decapping enhancer EDC3 (gene EDC3). The transcript is spliced from 3 exons. The coding region runs from base 1 to 2019 and encodes 672 amino acids. Gene Ontology annotation, cellular component: P-body. The record is from RefSeq and is a predicted model, not a curated record. Gene Ontology annotation, biological process: P-body assembly; deadenylation-independent decapping of nuclear-transcribed mRNA. NCBI's taxonomy places the organism in Eukaryota, Fungi, Ascomycota, Eurotiomycetes, Eurotiales, Aspergillaceae. Gene Ontology annotation, molecular function: mRNA binding.
AUGGCAACCGAGUUUAUCGGAUACAACGUCCUUGUGACUCUUAAAACGCCACCAAAUGCGACGGUCCAAGGGCAAGUGGCUAAUGUCAUCGGUCAGCGUCUGAUCCUCCAAAAUGUGACGCUUUCGUGGACCGGUCAGUUUCUACCGACGUUCUCUCUCGACGCGCCCGACAUAGCAGAUUUAUCUCUUGGGCCGUCAAAAAGCUCCGCACCGCCAGCUCAAUAUGCACCUCCACCAAGCGAGACCCCCAAAGCCCCCCAGACUCAGCCCUUCGUCGACCCGGCCAUUCUAAGCUUCUCGAAGCCUCCCGCGACCCAACCUGGCAAUAUUGAACCGGGCGGACCCGUCCCUCCCACGGUCCCGAGCUCACAGCAGGUCUACCCGCCGCAGCAACAAAUUCGCCCGGGGAAUGUGAACCUUACCGCUGCGCUUUCAGAGCCCUUCAGUAAUCUUGAACUUGACACGGGCAAUCGGACGACCGCAGCGUACAGCGCGACACAGGAAAAUGAAUUGGACGGAUCUGCUCCCAUUGAGACAAGGAACCGCGGAGGUAAUAAGGGAAAACCUCGAGUGGACGGCGGCGCUACCUCGAAUACGAACCCCAGGUCCAAGGGCUGGCGUCAGACGGCGUUUGUUGAGCCUGCGGAGCCGCAAUCGCGCAAAGAGAAAGCUGCACAACUUAAUGGACGACGGCGCAAGAAGAAGGGUCGACAGGCUUAUGUCGACGAUCCCAAUGGCUGGGCCACGGAGGAUCCGACCGACAUUCAAGAAAUGGGAGAAUUUGACUUCCAGAGCAACUUGUCGAAAUUCGAUAAGAGACGGGUGUUUGAAGAGAUCAGGAAUGAUGAUACUACCGCGGACGAAGAACGAUUGGUGAGCUUCAACAGGAAGACUCCCAAGCCGGGAACCAAUGGCGGAAAGAACCUGCACUGGACCGAAAAUGUACUGGAUAGUCCCCAGGAAAGCGAGGCCGGUGAUACCGAGCAAGAAGUCAGCGAUACCAAGCUGAGCAGUGGCACAUAUUCCGGAUCGAGACUCGGUCCGACUCGAAAGAGCAGUGCGAUACUGGGUCAACCUCUAGUACCCCAGCAGGUCAAUUCCCUUAGCCGCAAUCAACUCAGCACAUCUCGCACCACGAGUCCCAUGUCGGGCAAGAAUUCCAUCUCAGCAUCUCAAGUGAAUGUUCCAGGUGGAUCCGGGGCGUCUUUGCGGCUUACCACCACUAAUCGAAGUUGUCCUACUGUGAACCCAUUGCAGGCUUUCGAGGUUGAGCAGAUUGCCGUUGCAGAACUUGGCCUAACAGAGGACAUGAUUACGGAGAAUGCUGGGAGAUGUAUUGCGGAGGCUGCUGUUGGCUUAUUGCCUAACGAUUCUGCUGCCCCGACAAUGCUGGUCCUUGCGGGAAACCACAAAACUGGAGCUCGUGCUAUCUCCGCAGCCCGCCAUCUUCGCAAUCGAGGUCAUCGCGUAACCGCAUGCAUGUUGGGUCUACAGCUAGAAGGCGAACUACUGGAAAGUUGCCGUAAGCAGCUGGACGUGUUCAAGAAGGUUGGCGGUCGAGUAUUGCGUUGGGAAGAACUAUCGGCGCGGCUGUCGAGUAACGACUUUGAGCCUGAUUUGGUUCUUGAUGCCUUGUUUGGCAUGCACAUUGCUUUUGAAGACCUUCGCACCGAUCAGCAGACCACGGCUUUUGAAAUGAUUUCGUGGGCUAACCGAAGCAAUGUCGACAUGCUGUCUGUCGAUAUCCCAUCAGGCUUCUCUGCUGCCAGUGGUGAGGUGACUCUACUUGAAACUAGUCGACUAUGCAUCAACUCCAAAUCGGUCGUUUGCCUAGCCGCACCUAAAACGGGUGUGAUGAAUGCCUUGCUCUCCGGAGAAGGACAAUCGUGGAAUAUCUCCGUCGCAGACAUCGGAAUACCGCAGGUCGUAUGGAGGAAAUACGGAACACGCCGUCGCCAUGGUAUUGAUUUUGGAAAUCGCUGGGUGGUGCCCCUUCGCUAUCAGCCACCUGUCGUCUAG